GUGGCAACUUCCCCUGUUGGAUUGUAGGUAUAAAAGAAAAUGACCUCAUAGGGGCGGAGCUUGGGGACUCCAGGUAGCAGUCACAGUCAGGUAACCCUGCUGUGGAGCUCUGUAGCUAGAAGGGGCAGUUAGGUGCUGAGGUGCACCCCGAGACACUCAAGCAACCCUCCGUUGCCUGCAAACCUCAGGACUUGGUCUCUUUGCCUCAGAUGGAGCCCAAAGAAGCCGCUGGGAAGGAAACCAUGGGAAGCAAGAGGAAGAACUUGACCUUCUUGAGAUCCAGGCUGUAUAUGCUGGAGAGGAGGAAGACGGAUACUGUGGUGGACAGCAGUGUUUCUGGGGACCACUCUGGCUCGUUGAGGAGGAGUCAGUCUGACAGGACAGAAUACAACCAGAAGCUACAAGAAAAGAUGACACCUCAGGCUGAGUGCUCCUCAGCAGAAACCCCAACCCCUGAGGAAGAGCAGCAAGUGGGACGGAUGAUGGCGAAACGGGCGAAGAUCAUCAGGGAGCUCAUACAGACGGAGAGGGAUUACCUCACGGAUCUGGAGCUGUGCGUUAGAGAAGUGGUCCAGCCACUGAGAAGCAAACAGAUUGACAGGCUGGACGUGGAGAGCUUGUUCAGCAACAUCGAAUCCGUGCAUCAGAUUUCAGCCAAGCUACUGUCCUUGCUGGAAGAGGCCACGACAGACGUGGAACCGGCCGUGCAAGUCAUCGGAGAGGUAUUCUUGCAGAUAAAAGGACCUCUGGAGGAUGUUUAUAAGAUCUACUGCUAUCACCAUGACGAAGCGCACAGCGUUCUAGAGUCCUACGAAAAGGAAGAGGAGCUGAAGCAACAUUUGAGCCACUGUAUCCAGUCCUUAAAAACUAUAUAUAUGCAAGAGGGCAAGCCAAACCUGCUGGACAUGGGUUCUUUGAUGAUCAAACCCAUUCAGCGAGUGAUGAAAUAUCCCCUGCUGCUGUGCGAACUCCGGAACUCGACCCCGCCCUCCCACCCAGACUACAGAGCCCUGGAGGAAGCCUUCGCUGCUGUGAAGGACAUUAAUGUCAACAUCAAUGAGCUGAAAAGAAGGAAGGACCUAGUUCUAAAAUAUAAGAAGAACGAGGAGGAGGAGUCCCUCAAAGACAAACUGUCUAGACUAAAUAUUCAUUCAAUUAGCAAGAAGUCCAAAAGAGUCACAAAUCAUCUGAAGAUCCUGACCAGAGGAGACUCACAGGUGAAAGAUAAUACCUUUAACAGAGAAGAAAAGCUUUUCAGAUCGCUCGAAAAGACUGUGAGACUUUGUGUGAGGAACAUUUCAUCCUGCCUUCAGCACAUAGAGGAAGCCGUGCCCUUCACUCUGCAGAGUGUGGCAGCGUUCCGUGAGAUUUCAUACAAGGAUGGAGAGAAAAACUGCACGGAACCCCAGAGUCAAGCUUUGAACCCCUGUCACGACUUUGCAGCUCGCUCUCAGAGACUCAUCCUGAGCCCCCUGUCUGCCUUGCUAUCCUUAUUCCCAGGGCCCCAGAAACUCAUCCAGAAACGCUACGACAAACUCCUGGACUGUAAUAGCUCCCUGCCUCGGUCAGCAACCACUGAAUCAGACUUAGCCAAGAGAGAGUAUGAGGCCCUCAAUGCCCAACUCGUGGAAGAGCUGCAGGCAUUCAACCAGGCGGCCAGGAAGAUUCUGCUGAACUGCUUGCUUAGUUUCGUCACCCUCCUCCGGGACUUGAUGCUGGUGGCUCUGCAGGCUUAUUCCACAGUCAAGACGGUGCCUCUGCCAGUCUUGGGCAUCUCAGAGAUUCAGAAUCAAGUGCUGGAAGAGGUUCACAGCUUGAAUUUUGUAAAGGACAACAGUGCCACCUUUAUUGAGAGGAAACUUAGCUUUGAAAAGAAGAAGCCCACACAGGUUCUGCCAGAAGUGCCACAUCAAACUGAUGUUCACCGCUCCAAACUUCUGUCCACAUAUGGAGCAGAGGAACUCUACCGAGCUAAGCGCAAGUGUAAUGCCACACAAGAACAUGACAUCAAUCUUCUAGAAGGGGAGUUGGUAGCUGUUUUGGAGCAGAAGGAUCCCCUGGGGAGUACAAGCAGGUGGUUUGUUGACACCGGAUUUGUAAAAGGCUACGUGUACUCUUCCUUCCUGAGGCCCUACAAUCCAGGGAAAGAGCAGAAGGUGGAUGCAGAGAACAGAUUCUGUGACGACGAUUUCGAGAACAUCAGUCUCUUUGUGUCUUGCCGGCCGGCCAGUGACAGUGUCAGCAUAAGCGACAGCAGCUCAUCUCUUAGUGGCUCUUGCGGGAAGUUUGAAACAAAUGGUGCCGAUGCGGAUAAUUUUCAAGAGGUAGAUGAACAGGUCUUCUAUGCAGUCCAUGCCUUUCAAGCACGGAGCGACCAUGAACUCAGCCUUCAGGAGUACCAGAGAGUCCAUAUACUUAGGUUCUGUGAUCUAAGUGGGAAUAAAGAGUGGUGGUUAGCUGAAACUCAAGGUCAGAAAGGGUAUGUGCCAGCUAACUACCUUGGGAGGAUGACGUAUGCCUAAGGAAAUGAGCGACAUUUCCCCAGCAAGUUGCUUAUUGACUACCUCAUGAAACAGACAACGAAACUUCAAACCCGAAAGCAAGAGACCUCAGAACUGCAUGAACAGCAUACCACGUUUUGAGGACAAUCUUGCUUCCUAAUAGGACAGCUUCACCGAUAUAUAAAGAAUAAUGGUUGACAGAAAUACUACCAACAAAAAUAGCAGGGUAAAACAGCCUAGGCUCUGACUAUAUUUAUAAAGGCAGAGAUCUUUUGAGAAGAUAUAUUUUCAGUGAUCAUCACUGAAGAGUGGAUCUAAGAGUAAGGUUUUUCCACUUUAUCGUAAUUUUUUUCUGUACUUUACUUCAAACAUAUUGUUUUUCACAUUUCUUAUUUGUACAUGUACAUGAUUACAUGCACACAUAAUAUACUUGGCAGUUUAUACAGAAUGAGCACAAUACAGAUUAUGCACGCAUGUAUAAGUCACAGAAUAAACUAAUUACACAGAAAAAUAACAGGCAAUUAGAAGUCUUUAAUAUAGGGCUCCAUUUUAAAUGCAUCUUUAAUUAAAGGGAAACUAUAAGGUAUUAGUAAUAUUAAAAACUUACUCAAUGUGUACUCCAUGAUGCCCCUUGCUUUAAAUGAUUUCUAUGUCAUGAUUUAAUGCAGCAUAGAGAGUAAACACUGCUAGCAAAGGU
This is a messenger RNA of Rattus rattus (black rat), 3198 nucleotides long. It is a transcript of the gene Arhgef38, whose product is annotated as Rho guanine nucleotide exchange factor 38. The transcript is spliced from 14 exons. Gene Ontology annotation, molecular function: guanyl-nucleotide exchange factor activity; protein binding. Bases 210 to 2522 code for a protein of 770 amino acids. Lineage: Eukaryota; Metazoa; Chordata; Mammalia; Rodentia; Muridae. The record is from RefSeq and is a predicted model, not a curated record. Gene Ontology annotation, cellular component: cytoplasm.